AUGGCAGGGGUCAAACACGGAGACCAAAGGCGAGGAAGUCCACAAGCGGUGGAGGGUGGCGAGGUGGAGGUCAGUUGCCUAGUUCCGCGGUCUUGCCUGGCCGCGGUCCGGCGCUGGUACCGGGACCGCAAGGAGCUGAAAGAUACCAGGUUGCUGAUUGCGGGCGAGGGGCGGGACCUGAGGAGGAGGGGGACAGGACAGGAAGUCCAGACAGAGAAUGUGACCGUGGCUGAGGGUGGGGUGGCUGAGAUCACCUGCCGUCUGCACCAGUACGAUGGGUCCAUAGUUGUCAUUCAGAACCCAGCCCGGCAGACCCUCUUCUUCAAUGGCACCCGAGCCCUGAAGGACGAUCGCUUCCAGCUUGAGGAGUUCUCCCCACGCAGGGUGCGGAUCCGGCUCUCCGACGCCCGCCUGGAGGACGAAGGGGGUUACUUCUGCCAGCUCUACACGGAGGACACCCACCACCAGAUCGCCACGCUCACUGUACUGGUGGCCCCGGAGAAUCCGGUGGUGGAGGUCCGGGAACAGGCGGUGGAGGGUGGCGAGGUGGAGGUCAGUUGCCUAGUUCCGCGGUCUCGCCCGGCCGCCGUCCUGCGCUGGUACCGGGACCGCAAGGAGCUGAAAGGAGUGAGCAGCCAACAGGAAAAUGGCAAGGUCUGGAGAGUGAUGAGCACAGUGCGCUUCCGCGUGGACCGCAAGGACGACGGUGGUAUUGUCAUAUGCGAGGCGCAGAACCAGGCACUGCCCUCUGGCCACAGCAAGCAGACGCAGUACGAGCUGGACGUGCAGUACUCCCCCACUGCCCGGAUCCACGCCUCCCAAGCUGUGGUGAGGGAGGGAGACACGCUGGUGCUAACGUGUGCAGUAUCCGGGAACCCCAGGCCAAACCAGAUCCGCUGGAACCGCGGGAACGAUUCUCUGCCAGAGCGGGCCGAGGCUUUAGGGGAGACGCUCACGCUGCCGGGGCUGGUAUCAGCGGAUAAUGGCACCUACACUUGCGAGGCGUCGAACAAGCAUGGCCACGCGAGGGCGCUCUACGUGCUUGUGGUCUACGACCCCGGUGCGGUGGUAGAGGCUCAGACAUCGGUACCCUACGCCAUUGUGGGCGGCAUCCUGGCGCUGCUGGUCUUUCUGAUCAUAUGUGUACUGGUGGGCAUGGUCUGGUGCUCGGUAAGGCAGAAGGGCUCCUAUCUGACCCAUGAAGCCAGUGGCUUGGACGAGCAGGGAGAAGCAAGAGAAGCCUUCCUCAAUGGCAGCGACGGACACAAGAGAAAAGAAGAGUUCUUCAUCUGACCCCACCUGCACCGCAGGCUUGGGCCUGGCCUCCGGUGCCCCGCACUGCCAGCCGCAAGGAACCAGCAAAGACAUUU
Messenger RNA from Orycteropus afer afer, 1370 nucleotides. It is a transcript of the gene CADM4, whose product is annotated as cell adhesion molecule 4. NCBI's taxonomy places the organism in Eukaryota, Metazoa, Chordata, Mammalia, Tubulidentata, Orycteropodidae. Gene Ontology annotation, biological process: negative regulation of peptidyl-tyrosine phosphorylation; regulation of wound healing; regulation of Rac protein signal transduction. Gene Ontology annotation, molecular function: vascular endothelial growth factor receptor 2 binding. The record is from RefSeq and is a predicted model, not a curated record. Gene Ontology annotation, cellular component: cell-cell contact zone.